AUGGCAACCCCAUCCAUGCCUGCUUGUGGAGAUCGAACAGCUCCAACCUUUGACCCCCAUCAACCCCGUGAAUUGAGACGAUACUUCGCCGAUCUGGACUUCCACUUCGUUCGAUCUGUGGUAGAAGACGAGCAGGAAAGGAAGAAACACGCUUGCCAAUUCCCGGACGUCGACACUUGUGAGCUUUGGGAAUCGCUCACCACUUUCACCGACACCACAAAGACAUUCAAGGAGUUCUGUGAAGAAGUCUACAGGCUGUACUCUGGAUUAGAGGAAGAGCGCAAAUGGUCGGUAUCAGAUAUGGACAAGCUAGUUGGCAAAAUGAGCAGGGUCGGCAUCUUGUCUCUUAGCAAACUUGGCAACUAUCAUCGGCGAUUCCUGGCAAUCACGGUAUUCCUCCUCAGCAAGGCACAAAUUUUGGUCGCCAAACAAGGAUGCACCUUCGCCAGAGGAUUCCAACCGGAGCUAUGGGCAAGAAUCUCUCAACGUCUACAACUCAAGUUCCCCGAUCAUUUCCCAGAUGACCCAUACAACCUCCAGGACAUCCACAAUGCGGCCCGAUUCGUCUUGCAUGGCACCACGUCUGCCUACAGUACUACCGCUAUCGACAUCUCUCAAGCAGCCCCUGCCGCACCACCCACCAAUGCAAUUAAGGCCAAAGACCUGGUGACCAUGUUUGAACAACUCACCAACACCUUUGUCAAAGCCAUUGCAGCUCAGGGGACGUCUAGGCCAGCCGAUCGACCAUCCUGA
This is a messenger RNA of Heterobasidion irregulare TC 32-1, 753 nucleotides long. RefSeq lists its product as uncharacterized. Lineage: Eukaryota; Fungi; Basidiomycota; Agaricomycetes; Russulales; Bondarzewiaceae. Bases 1 to 753 code for a protein of 250 amino acids. The record is from RefSeq and is a predicted model, not a curated record. The transcript has a single exon.